Messenger RNA from Strongylocentrotus purpuratus (purple sea urchin), 671 nucleotides. RefSeq lists its product as uncharacterized. NCBI's taxonomy places the organism in Eukaryota, Metazoa, Echinodermata, Echinoidea, Camarodonta, Strongylocentrotidae. The record is from RefSeq and is a predicted model, not a curated record. The transcript is spliced from 3 exons. The coding region runs from base 1 to 504 and encodes 167 amino acids.
AUGCAGGUCCAGACUCUCAUGCUUAAUGAUACCGAGUGUCCCACACCAGCCUCAUCACAUCACCUAGCAGAAGCACUGUGUUCUAUGCCAAACCUAAGUGACCUGACACUUGACAGGUACAAUGAAGAGUUCUUCUCUACAUUGAAAGCAAAGGCAUCAUCCUUACAGGGUUGUUUUCCUCAGAUUAGCAAGGGAAACUUCAGGUUCAAUGGAGAAGCUCAAGCUGACUUGAAUUUAUUUCUUCAAACCCUCCCAUGUUCGCAAAGCUGGGAACGCAUUCGCUCAGGUGACUCGGAUUACUCUGACUACUCAGGUGACUCGGAUGACUCUGACAACUCAGGCAACUUAAAUGACUCGGAUGAUUCGGACAAGUCAAAUGACUCGGACAACUCGGCUGACCCUCAAUGGGAACCCAGAAGGAUAUUACCUUCAUCGGACCACCCUCAGCAGCAUGUUGGUAAUACUCCACAUACUGUAUCUCGAUUCACUCAGACAGAUAUGUAGUAGUAGUCGGAGCAGGCCUUACAAGAUGCAAGUUCCUUGUACUCAGUCAAGACUUCCACAGGAUGAUCCUGAAAUUCCAGAGAAGCAAUCAAAGUAUGAAGUCUAGUUGCUAUUUCUGUAGAGUUAAGAGAGUGUCCCACUGGUAACACUUCAUCUUGACUUUGUAU